Molecule: messenger RNA, 363 nt
Organism: Chiloscyllium plagiosum (whitespotted bambooshark)
Lineage: Eukaryota; Metazoa; Chordata; Chondrichthyes; Orectolobiformes; Hemiscylliidae
Product: histone H4
Cellular component (GO): nucleosome
Molecular function (GO): DNA binding; structural constituent of chromatin; protein heterodimerization activity
Source: RefSeq, a predicted model, not a curated record
GUUCUCAUUCAGCAGCGAUUAGAGUGAAGAAACGUGAUGUCUGGAAGAGGCAAAGGAGGUAAAGGCCUGGGAAAAGGCGGAGCGAAGCGGCACCGCAAAGUGCUCCGUGAUAACAUCCAGGGAAUCACCAAACCAGCCAUCCGGCGCCUGGCUCGCCGUGGCGGGGUCAAGCGCAUCUCGGGCUUGAUCUACGAGGAGACCCGCGGGGUGCUGAAGGUUUUCCUGGAGAAUGUGAUCAGGGAUGCGGUCACCUACACUGAGCACGCCAAGCGCAAAACGGUCACUGCCAUGGAUGUGGUGUACGCUCUGAAACGCCAGGGCCGCACUCUCUAUGGUUUUGGCGGCUGAGCAUAAAGCGACCCU